GCACAAACGGCGGCGGGGCCCGGCCGCGCUGCGGGGUCGCGCUGGGCGGGAGGCGCGGGGAGAUGCAGCCGCCGGCGCUGCCCCAAGUCCUGGCGUGGCGGCUGCUGCUGGUGCUGCUGGUGGCCGCCUGCUGCGGGGAGGCCGCGGCCCCGCGCCCCGGGAACGCCGCCACCGCCUCCCUGCGUCCCACGGAGGCGGCCGGCGGGGCCGCCACGCGGAGCAGCAGCAGUAGCAGUAACCGGCUGGCCGAGGUGUCGGCACCGCCCGAGCAGGGCCAGCCCAUGACCCAGCGCGCCUUGUCCGUGCUGGUGCUGGCCAGCGCCGCCCUCAUCGUCUACUUCGUGAUCCGGACCGUGCGGGUUAGAAGGCAAAACAGAAAAACGCGAAGAUACGGAGUUUUGGAUAUGAACGUAGAAAACAUGGAGCUGACCCCAUUAGAACAAGAUGAUGAUGAUGAUGAUACAACACUAUUUGAUGCCAGCCAUCCUCGGAGAGAAGUACGUGCCUUUCAAUGAAAGAACUUAAUCUUAGAACCGGAGAAGGAGACUGCUUCAUGGGAGAAGUAAGAAGCGAGAGGGUAUGCAAGUCGGGGGGAACCAGUUUAAUUUGUGUAUAUUACGUCAUCCUUAAUGUUUUGCGAUAAACAACGUACCAAUUUGUUGUAUCUUUUUGUACGUAGAGAUCAGUGUAUACCCCAUGGGGAGAGUGUACUAAUUGCACUAAAAUAAAAACCUCUUUGGAAGGGAGAUUAUGAAUAAAACAGGGUAUUUUUUGCUUGUUACAGAUUUUGUAUGCCAUUAAGUGUGGCAUACACUUUUUUCCUACAGUAAUCUGAUUUUUUUUUCAGAUAUUAAAUUGUAAGUAAAUGUAGCCACUGUGGACUUCUUGCAAUUGCUAGAACUUGACUUUCAUUGAGGAGAUGAUUUAUUGUUUACAAAUAAAAACCCAAUCUACUCCCUUCUGUGUUGAGACUUUUUUUAAGCUGAACUAACAUGUUUUCUGUAAACUUCAGUGAAAAAUAAAAUAUUAUUACAGUGUUCCUAGCAUUUAGCAUGAUAUUUCAACACUAUAUGUUUUAAGGAUAUUAUUAUAACUGUGUCAAACAUAAUAUUGCAGCAUCAUGUUGCUCUUGAGACUGCUGAUUGCAACUGUUGUGUUCAUUUUUUUGUGAGGUCUGUCUUCAGCUUCUGUGAACAGAUGUGGCUCAGGGACUUUAGGAUGUUGCUGGUGUAGUCCAUGGGAUGUCAGUAUUCAGACCUGUGGUGAAGAAAAGAUAAGCCUUUGGGAAAGUACUAAAUAUUCUUUAACUCUGAAAUGUGAAGUUGACAUUAGAAGCAGCUGUUACUAAAAUGUAUGGUAAUAGUCACAUGAAUGUUGUUGACAACCAGCAGCUAUGCUCAUGGCUGGUGCCAUAAAAAUUAUUAGAACUAUCUUUAAGCCCUGGAAGAUAUGCUUUUUUUUAAUGUGUUGCAGUUUCCACCAUAAUCUUGAUAAUGUAGACAAAAUGUUCAAAUUCUAGUUUAGAAUUAGUGUCUAUUUUUAUUGCUAAUUCCAUAAAUCCAUAUACAUUAGUAUCAAGGCAUAAAUUUGCUACAACAGUAUGGGUGGGGGUGACUAUGUUUCAUGAAAGUGGCUAAGUUAUAGCUUAGCAGAGAAAGAGGAAUAAUUUUUCCUUAUUCUUCAUUGCCUCUUGGUGUUUGAACAAAAUUGGAGUAAUUUUCUUCGAGGUAAUUUCUACAGUGGUAGGGUGAGGAGGGGAUCUGCUGUAGAUUUUCUUUAYCUCUACCUGCUGAUUUGUUGUAUUGAAAAACUUCUUACUUCCUCUAAUAACAGUUCAGAUGAGGUCAAAUCAGCCUCCCAAGGUAAUUUUCACCUAAAGUUUCCUUUGUGCCACACACAGCUGGGAAAUACAUUAUCCGUAUGAUAAAUGCAAGUCUUUAUUUUGCUUCCUCUUGUACCUGACUUUUUCCCCCCAUGUUUAAAGAUAAAACUGAAAUGAAAGCACAGCACGAUGAUUCUUGGAGAGGCUUAGUUGAGGAAUCUAGAAUAGCUGGAUUGUAGACUGCAGGUGAGGGAACAGUAAAUUCUAGAAGUAUGUUGUUUCUAUAUCUAAAAAGGACCACCAGUAUUAAAAYGAAACAUAAUUGAAAUAUUUAAUGUGUAUAGACUGUUUUCCUGACAUCCUAGAAUUCAAUUCUGUUGAAUCUUUCUAGUCUUUGAGCCACCCUGAGGAGGUGUUACACUCUGUAAGCAUAGGUUUAAGCAAGCAUUUGAACUGUUUAAGCAAGUUAGAAUCAUGGGAAAUGCAAACAAUCUUUAGGCUCUUGUUUGUCCUGCAGGUAAACCUUGAUGUUUUCCUGCAGAAAAAAAAACCAAAAUGUAACAGGUUAUUUAUGUUCCAAACAAUUUUCUGGUGAAAAAAAAAAAGCCCCACACAUUUUCAAAAAAUUUUAUAUAGACUUCUUUGAUCCGUACCUGCAGAAUUGUCAGGAUCKAUUCAUAGUCAGAUAACUGGUGAUAAGCUGGGACAAUUUUGGUGUCUGCUAUGGCAGAUACCAUGUCGUUAUUGGUGCAAAUUUUCUCAAUCUUACUCAGCUUAUAUCUAAUUUCAGCAAGAGAAUUGUCUCUCACUGCAUUUACAAAGACAAAACUAGUCAAAAAACAAUCAGCGUUUUGAAUGUCUUGAUCUUAACAAUUGGAAAUUGCAGCUGUGAGUUAUGUAGAGCCUCUGUUGAUAGGUGCAACACCAUUUCCAACUCUGCCUGAAAAGUUGUUCUAGCAUGCUUUCUAACGUUUGGGAAAUGUGCCACUGCAGACGCCACUAACUGAACGCUUGCAUAAACAGAACUGAAGUUUAUAUCAAGCUUAUUUAUCACUUUAAAAUCUCAUAUAAAAAGCAAGAUUAAAAAUAUGAAGAUGAAUAAUUGCGAAAUUUAUAACUGAGUAGCCAUGUAUGGAAAAUUUUGUCCUCAUUUGAACUAGAUAUUAAUAGACCAGUAAAGAAUGCCAGCUGAUCCGAUGCAGAAAAGCUCCUUGAAGACAGGAAUUAGUCCAAGUUUAAUGGGGAAUAAACUGGGAGAGAGGCUCGAUCUCUUCUAUAACUUGAAUUUCUGAACACAGAAAAUGGGACGUGGAGAAAAAUCUUGGAUGAUUAAAAAAAAUUAUAUGUAAAGAUACUUAUACAUUUUUUACAGUAUUAAAGCUAACACAGCAUAUCUGUUAYUGUUUGGGCUUUGUCACUUUUUUCCUUGUGUACUUUGAGACACAGCUUGUACGAGAAUAUGCUGUAUUCUUGUUCCUGGUCAGGUCUGAAUGCAGUUCGGUUUCUUGAUAGGAUGCAGAGCUGGCACCCUGUGGUACUGUGAUGGGUCCAAGCAUAAGAACUCCUUGGGGUCAAGAGGCAGAAAGCCUAUUUUUUGUGUAGACCAGUAAAAGCCAGGAAUGAUCUUUUAAUACAUAAGUCAACUGAAAGAGUCGGGUUUCAAAAGACCCAGUGUGACAGGACUGCUUCAUAGUUUUGGAAUAGACUUCUGUUUGCUACAAGUAUUACAAAUGUCCUGUUUUGUGAUACUGCCGCUGCUGCUGUUACAAAUUGUUAACUGUUAAACCCCUGCAGAAUUGAUCCAGCUUUCUGGAGAGUGUCCGCUGAUAAAAUUUUUGUGUGAUUUUUCUCUGUCCACAGUUGCUCAUCAUUUCCUCGUGUCUCGUAUUCAUUUAGCUUACAUCUUAAAACAUUUUUUUAAGACAUGAUAACACAAGAUUUCUUUUAUCAGGGUAGGUGGAUAAGUUCAAGUCUUUAUUAAGAAAUCCAAAGAAGGUUCUUAAAUCAUGAAAGCUUUUGCAUGUGAUUUCCUUCUUUUUCUUCAGUUGGGAAAGUAUGAGGUUGUUUUUGACAUAAGCCUUUUGGAUGCUUACAGCAGUAUACUUUACACAAAAUGCAGUAUGUAAAGUUUUUGUAAAUGACUGUGGACACAUGAACCAAAUGCACCUUAAGUAAAUUUGCUGCCGAUACUAAACUGGGAGGAGCUGUGGACUCCCUCAAGGGUAGAGAAACCUUAGAGAUCAGAAUAGACAAUGGAGCAGGAUGAUCACCAGAUAUGAAAUUUAAUAAAGAGUAAGUACUGGAUUCUUCAACUGGGAUGAGAUAAUAAUAAAAUGAUGGAGAGCAACCCUACAGAAAGAUGUGGGCAUUUGAGUUAAUGGCAAGUUGAAUAUGAGCAGUGCCCUGGCUGUCAGGAAGGCCAUCUGUGUCCUGGGAUGCAUCUGGGUGAGGGAGGGACUUGUCAUGCUGUGUCUGUUUUGAGCACCACAGUAGAAACUACUGCUUUGUUCAGCUUGGAGAAGAGAAGACAGCGGGCAAGAGGGUUGGUAGUGUGGGAGAUACUGAUACCUCUGCUGACCAGUGAAAGGGCAGAAGGGAAGGGAAUGAAGUUGCAUCCAGUGGAACUAGUGUUGGACAUAAGAAUGUAGUCUAAGUUCAAAAGUUAUGCUAGAGUUCCUUUGAUACCUGUUUGUAUCAAGCUAGGUAACGCACACUUGGUUUAUUGAUAUUCUUCCCUAAGCCUCACUGUUUAAUAGAAACAAAGUUUCAUUCAUAGUAGCUUGAGAAAACUUGGUUCAUAAAGACAGAAGAUGAAACAAUACACCUCCUCAAGCAUUUUCAUGUUUUAAAGAAAAAUCUGUCAGUUCAACAGCUAACUGGAUCAGGCAUUGUACAAAGAAGCAAUUUAUUUUUACAAACAAAUUUUUUAUUCUUUCCRCAGCUUUUUCUUAUAAAGGAAACAUCCUACAAAAAAGCCUGUAGCUAAGGUAAAUGGCAUUUAUGAGGAAUCUUUAUGAACCUCCUUAAAGAGACAACUUUAUUCAAAUGUCUGUAUGCCACAUUUUGAAACUUGGGUGAUUUCACAGGGAAUAUGUUUGCACUGAUCCUAUUCCUUUCACCUGCCUUGGCCACUAUCCAAAAUGAGAUGUGUGACUACAUGGAUUUCUAUUCAGACAGAAUAUAGUUAUUCUGUCCUCUGAUAGAGUCCUAAGACACCUCAUCUUUCUAAACAGAAAACACAGUUUAUGAAGAUCUAUAUUAAACGUACUGAAUCAAAGCAGACAGAUGUACAUCAGCAUUCUUGUAAUGUUUCUGAAAGUUAGUAUUCCACUUCCCAGUAAGAAGAUUGUUCAGAUAUGUUGUGAAAUGUCCUUCUAGCAAAUCUUUGUCUUUCCUGCUAGGAAAUCUAAAUCUUGUUUUUUGUAAUUUUAAGCCUGUUGCCCUUAAGCUACAAUGAAUGGUAGUAUAAGAGCUUGGUUUUUUUUUGCAGAUAUGCCGUUUCUUUCAAGAUCAUUAUAUUGCCACUCCAUCUUUUCUAAACAAAAUUCCGUCAGUUUCUUUCCUGCAAAACUCCAGGCGUUUUGCAUAGCUUGAUUUUUGGUAGUGAAGCGGGGGCUGCAGGUUGAGCUCCUGUGAGAAGCUGCUGGAAGCUUUCACCAUCUCCAGCAGAGCCAAUCCCUGGUGGCACCAAAGAUGGAAAUGCUGCAGGCCAAGGCUGGGCCAAUUGGAAAUGGUGCUAAUAUUUCUGUGAUAACAUAUUUAAGAAGAAUAAUUAAAAAAAAAAAAAAAGUUGUUGCACAGUUUUUAUUCCAGCCAGAGAAGAGUGGAGUGAGAACAUGUGAGAACAACUCUAUAGACACCAAGGCCAGUGAAGGAGAGGGACGAGGUGCUCCAUGCACCAGAGCUGGGAUUCCUCUGCAGGUCAUGGUGAAGACCAUGGUGAGACAGUGCCCCUGCAAUCCCUGGAGGUUUACAGGGAUGCAGAGAUCCACCUGUGGCCUGUGUAGGAGCGCACACUGGAGUAGAGGGAUACCUACAGGAGGCCUUGAGAUUCCUUUGGAGAGAAGGGCCAUGCUCCCAUGCUGGAGCAGCCUGUCUUGAAGGACUGCACCCCACGGGAAGAGUGACUCAUGCUGCAGGAGUUUGAAGGAGGACAGCUGCCUGUGGGAUAGACUCCUAUUGCAGCAGUUUGCAGAGCUGCUGAUGAGAUGGACUGACGUCAGAGAAGUUUGUGGAAAACUGUCUCUCAUGGGAGGGCCACCACAGUGCAGCAGGAGAACGACUCCUCUCCCUGAGAAGUGGGAAAAGCCUUUGGGUGAUGAACUGACCAUAACCUCCAUUCCCUGUCUCCUUGCAUUGCUGGGCUAGGAGGUCCAAGUGGGAAGAAGGGAAGGGUAGAAGGAAGGUGAUUUUAAGGGCUUGUUUUACUUCUCAUUAUCUUGCUCUGAUUUUAUUAGUGAUAAAUUCACAUCCCUAAGUUGGUCCUGUUUUGUCCAUGAUGGUAUUUGUUAAGGGAUCCCACCUGGUCCUUAUCGCAAAACAUGAACUCUUUGUAACAUUUUCUCUCCUCUGUCUAGCUGCAGAGGGGAAUGACUGAGUGGUUUUCAUGGGUGCCUGGCAUCUGGCUCAUGCCAACCUACGGCACCUUCCGAGACAAGUAUAAUUGACAGCCUUUCUUACUAUGCCUUCAAAUCCUGCGUCUAAGUAAUCGAUGAAGACAUUGAAGAGCACUGGGCCUGGAAUGAAGCCCUGUGGAACACCCACUAGUGACAGGUCACCAGCCUGAUGUCACCCAUUUGUUGUCACCCUUUGUGCCCAACCUGUGAGCCAGUAGCUCAUCAUCAGAUUAUGUGUUUAUCCAGGUAAACGCUGGACAUUUUGUCCGGGACACUAUGAGAGACAGCAUUGAAGGCUUUACUGAAAUCCAAAAAGGUGAUCACCUCAACUGUCUUCUCUUGAUCAGUGAGGUGGAUAAUCUUGUCAAGAAAGGAAAUCAUGUUUUUUCAGCAGGAUUUUCCCCUCAUGAACCCAUGCUGGCUGUGAUUGAUGACCGUGUUGUCCGUCAGGUAUUUUUCAAUAACACACAGAAUAAUCUUCUCUAUAAUUUUGCCAGGCACUGAGGUGGGACUGACAGGUGGGUAGUUGUGGUCGACGGGGAGCAAGGUCACGCAGACACCAAUAUGAUGAGCGUGAUCCGUUUAUUUCUAAUACAAGCUCCUUUUUAUCUAUUUUCAUAAGCCAGCCUUUCUAUAUGAUUAGCAAUGCCUUUCUAUAUGAUUAGCAAUUAUUCAUUGGUUAAUUUAGCAGUCUGUCUAUUACAUUUCAGCAUAUGAUUGGUAUAUUUGCAAAAGCAUGUUUUUGCAUGCCUUGCAGUUUUAAAUCAAUGUUCUCAGCAUUUUGCACUUUCUUCAAUCRUCCUAUUGUUCUUCAAUUGCUCUUUGUUCUUGCUUCUUACUAUGUUUCUUCUUCAUGGUCAGCGCGAGGUACAUGUUACCCUGCUGUAGUCACGUCCUCCUCUUUCCCAUCUUCUUCUAUCUCGUUCUGCUCUAUCUUGUAGUCUGGGUUGCUCAGUAACAGCAAUUCAUGACCUCGUUCCCACAAAAACCUGUCUAACAGAGAUUCAUCUAACUGAGAUCCUUCUACAGGUAGUUACCAGGGUCAUCCCUCUUGCCCUUCUUGAAAAUUGGGUUGUUUGCCAGCUUUAAGUCAAAUGGGUCCUUUUAUGUUUCUGUGAGUAUAUGGUGAUGGAAACAUACACAGAGGUUGCUGCAGCUAUCAUAUUUUUGGUCUUGAGAUGUAUAAAUCAUUUCCCUUCCUCCCCUGGCCAUACAGAAGAUAAGCUACCAUAUUUUCAGUUUCAGCAUGCUAAAUUUUUAUUGAUGUGGAGCCUUAGAUGCUGUAGCAGCUUCAGAAUCCUUUGAUACUAUAAAGUACAUGCAGAAAAUAGGGUUAUAAGUUUAAUAUUAGUAGCUACACAUCUGCUUUACAUCUCCAAGGAGGGUGGACAUUCUAGAGUUUGUGCAGCUUAUGACAUCAUUCAUUUUUCCUUAGGCACUCUUAAGAUCAGAGGUUAUUUGCCUGAGCAGCUGUGGUGCUUCUGCUCCAGUUUUUUCAUGUUUUCCACUAACACACCAUGAAAUACCUGAGUGCCAGUGUGCCAUAUUGAAGUAUUUUUGGAUAUAGACAGUAGAGAGUCAUUAAGAUUUUCACUUAUCACCUUGGCAACUCUAGCUGUCCCCAAGAAAAACCCUUAAAUUCACUUCUGUUGAAGUUUUAAGAAAAAGAAUGCUAAAGUAAGCUCUAUUAAGAAGUUGGUAAUUAUAAAAUGUGUUGUUAGUUAUUUUUUUAUUUUAAUGCAACCUCUGCUGUCCUUGGUGCAGGUUCAUGUCUUCAGUACCUAUGAAAUUGAAAUAUUUUCUGCAUUUUUUAACACCRUAGAUGCUUUUCUGGCUCUUUGCAUUGUUAGAUACCAUAGAUCACAAGCAAAAUAAUUUGUGAUCUUUCAAAUCUUAAAAUAAACUUUUGCAUGUUAGAUUCAUUUUUGUUUUGUUUCUAAAUUCAUAAAAGGGAAAUAUUAUGAUUAAAAAUAGCAUGUUGAAAAGUUUUGGAGUUUUAUCUGGGUAUUGUUGGUUUAGUCACUGUUCUUUCGCUUCACAGUUGUGCUUUUGUGUGCAAAGUAUAGUGAAGUAACUGUAGUCAACACCCCUUAUCCAAAAGUGUGAGACUUGCCUUGAAUAUGACAUUUGAGAACAAAAUCCUGUUGAACCAUUUCAGAUUGUCUUUUGKUUUUUUUCUUACAGCAAACACAAGUUCAGCUUAGAGUAGCAUAUGUGCCAAUCUCCAGUGAGCAAAAGCAAGAGAAGGCUACUGUGAAUAUGUUUUAUUUAGUUAAGUUAAAUCUACAUCUUCUUAAAAUCUUUCUCUAGGUUAAAUGGCAAGGUGAUGAUAGUUUCACAUUUUCAGAAUUCAUUUGAAUAUUUUCUUCAGAGGAUACUUAAAGUGUAAGACUGACAAUGGACUACAAACCUGGUAUGUAGAUGAGGCAUAAACUUGUCUAUGCUUUGGAGUGAAGUUGCAACUCUAACAGUGGUAGGAAGAGGGCAUAUGCUUUGUCCAAAGUUAGCCCUUGACCCAGCAACCCAUUUUGGGUUAUUAAAUAGACUGACCUCUUUUGACCAUUGUURCAUGUGUCAGUAAUAUCCUAUGCACUCUUCAAAAUUGUUGACAUUCAGUCCUGGAAAUAUUCAUGGCAGACUUUUCAGGGACUCUGUGCCCAUGAGCUGAAAUAUGAGGCAGCAAAGCCUCCAAGUGUAUCUCUUUUCUUCCUAGCUGCAAUCAGGAGUCUGGUACCGAACUUGUUAUUUAAUGUCAGUAAGAAGUCAUAUGGAUGAAAUAGGUAUGCUACGAAAGUUUAACUUGCAUGGCAAAGUAGUAUUUUCUAGUUACUUGCACCAGUUUGAAGUUUACAAAACAAACUGACUCCAACAAGACUUUCCCAGGAGUGUUGUUGAUUGUGGGAGGAAGAUGACAGUUUCCUGUUGUAGAAAUACAGAAGAAGAAACAACAUUCAGCCUGUAUUGCCUGAAUCUGAGAAGUGGUAUUCUGUUACCAGCAAUGGCGAAACCAAAAGCACUCAAAAGGUUUUCUCCUGAGGAUAUUUCUGAAUAAUGUCAGUGAUACAUCUGGCAUAGAUGUGUGACAGCAGUAUCCUAUCAUCGCUGACAGACCAUCCAUCUACUAACAUUACCAGCCAAAGAAAGCCAAGUGGUGACUUUGUUGAGGCUACUGCCAAAUAGUUACAUUUUCUUCUGGAAUAUAAUGCCUAACCUUCUACUACUAGCUCUGGCUAAGAUGGCUGGUAGCCCAAGCCUCUUUUUUGUCCUUCUUUAUUUUGACUGUCARCUGCCAGUCAGCGUGGACUUCUUUUUAACAAGAGUUCUCAAUCAUCCAGCUUCCUUAUCAGCCAAGCACUCAGGAAACAUAUUUGAUUAUGAUUUUUUGUGGCUUUUUUUUCUAGGGCCAUUGUAACCAGAAGUGGGUCCCUCCAGCCAUACUGUGAGGCUGCUGUGAGGGACUUGGUCAAAGCAGUCAAGCUCUGUGAGCAACUCCUAACAUGAGAGGGCAGUUACCCUUCAGUGUAUAAACAACUGCCAGUGAAACAUGGAUGAAGUGGUGCCAAUGUAUUUUAUAAUAUUCUCUUGUAAAUUUAUGUACCUUUUUGGAACUUUGUUUGCAUGUUACAACAUACAGGUUUUCUGUCAUUUGGCAUUUGUUUCUGUUAUUCUGGCAUUUGUUUUCUUUCUGUCUUUGGCAUAUAAAUGCUGCCUUUUGUGUUGUUUGUUCUGCUGUCAGCUUCUUGAGGACAAAAGGCUGUGUCCAGAUCACUUGAAGGAAUAUGAAAGGAAAUGAAGAGCAGUGGAAUACAAAGAGGAGCCAUGAAAGGAAUGGUAAUGUGAGCCUUCUUGCAUAGGUAUCAUUCAGAGGUGCCAUUAAUGAAUACAUGAACCAAGUGAUUGCAUUUUGCUGCACUAUAAACAACUCCAUGAYUUGCAUUUUUCCUCCUUUUCUCCCUCCUCUCUGUCUAACUUCUUCUUUCAACAAGUGCACCCUUUUCUAUUGUGUACUACGUUCUGACAAGUAGACAUACCCUUCCUAGGAAAUGCAGCCAAGGACAGUCACUGUUCAGAAUCAAAUUCAACCUGCUCUGGGUUUGGCAUCCCUCAUCUGUUCAUGAGAAUACCUGGAUGCUCAAUUCAUGGUCACCUGGCAGAAGAUAAGGACCACUAUUUCCAAUAGCUUUGAUGAUUAGAAUUGGAGCCCUUUAUCGCUGGAGCAUCAGUAGUAAGGCAAUGCUGCUAACGAUGUUAUAGCUGAUGUCCCACAUUUGGAACAGGUGCCAGCUUAUCACAGGAGACAACUGCUGGAUAUGGAACGCAUCAGUGUUUACAGCCAGUUUUUUAAUGUGUGUGAAUUAAUCAGUUCUGCUGAGAUGUGGCUGUCAACUCACUAUUCUGUUGAUUGAGACUGCAGACUCCUCUAUUAGUCACUGGAUUUCUCAUCUGUGGGCUGGCAGGAGUUGAUAUGUGUGCUGAAUUCUGGGGCACUUACACUAAAUAUUUCAGGUGGUGCCACAGAUCUUUCUUGUAACUCCAUUAACUAUAGUACUGUACUGCUGUGCGGCUCAUCCCUUCGAGGUUAGUGUUGCCUGCUUCAGGACUACAAGAAAAGCCGAGAAAAUGCAGGCUGCUGAAUAGAAUAUAGCACUACCU
Molecule: messenger RNA, 11091 nt
Organism: Malurus melanocephalus (red-backed fairy wren)
Lineage: Eukaryota; Metazoa; Chordata; Aves; Passeriformes; Maluridae
Gene: FAM174A
Product: family with sequence similarity 174 member A
Exons: 3
Coding region: 63-515 (150 amino acids)
Source: RefSeq, a predicted model, not a curated record